UAUUUUAUUUCCCUUCCUCACCGAGGAGAACCAGGAAAAAAAUUUAGUGCUAGCUCCAACCAGUAACGCCAGUCCUUUCUUCCCCUUGCGGCGAUCGCCGGAGAGGAGAGGAUGGACGCGGCGGCGCCGUCGCGGCGCGCGGGGGCGAGGCGGGACAGGCCCCUCAUCCCGCCCAACUACGUCAGCCUCCGGGACCUCCAGGAGCUCCGCCUCAAGGAGCAGGCGGAGCGGCGGCGGCGCCAGGAGGAGGAGGAGGCCGCCGCCAGGAGGGAGGCCGAGCAGGAGGAGGAGGAGCGGCGGCUGCGGAAGGAGGCGGAGGCGGAGGCCGCCGCGGCGAGGAGGGUUAGGGAUGCGGCGGCGGCGGCGGAGGUGAAGGGCACCUCCUCGUCGCGCGCCCCCUUCAGGUAUAAUGAGAGGCCCCGCGGAGGGCCGCGCGUGGUGGUCGUGGCGCAUCGCCCGCCGCCGCCGCCGCGCGGGAAGGGUUCGGCCCUGAAUAGUGGUGGCGCCGCGGGAGGCAGCAAGGAGCCGGGCGGCGACGCGGCCGAUGGAACCCUAGGCGGCGGAGGCAGGGCGCGGGAUGAGGGGAAGGGGAAGGCCUCCGCGGUUUUGAUUGCCGGCGACCCAGCCGAGAUUGCUACCGGCGUCAAGCCGGGGGAGAAGAGCAAUGGGGAGGCCUCUGGAUGUCAGGGCAUGGCAUUGGGGACGAGUGGCGUGCCAGGCGAGCUGGCCGAGGUGGACACUGCUUCAUACCGAGGCGGCGUCAAGCCCAGAUACAAGCACAAGGGGAAGAAGGGUUUCGAUGGCCGGAGCACAGAAACAGCCAUGACCGGCUCAUUGGUUGAGGCGGUAAAGGCAUCGCCACCGCAAGUCGUCGAUUCGGAGAACAAGGGGGAGGCUGGAUCGAGUAAUCAGAGCACUGGAAAAGCUUCGGCAAGCUCACAGGGCGAGGCAGCUGAGGAUUCACCACUGCAGGGAGUCAAGUCGGUUAACAAGUGGAAGAAGAAGAAUAAACCCUCAGGAGGAAGGCAGGCGGGCGCAGCACCGAGCGGUGAUUGGCCGAACGGGAGGAGGGACCAACCCCGUCCAGCCGCUGAGGGCAGCCGCGGUCGGAGGAAUGGUGAUGGUCAAGGAACCAUCUGGGAAGUAAAAUCCGAUGGACUUGGGGGAAAGCAGCCGGAGGUGGAGGGGAAGGUCUACUCGCAUCCGCCUACUGAGAGCAGCAGCAACAGAAGGAGGGGCAGUGGUCAAGGAAUGAUCAGGGAGGCAAAAUUUGAGGACUUUGGGGAGAAGGAGCCGGUGGUUGAGAUGAGGGCGCAGCCACAUCCGGCUGCUGACAGCAGUAGCUAUCCAACAAGUAGCCGUGAUCAAGGAAUGAACAGGAAGGUCAAAUCUGAGGACUUUGGGGAGAAGCAGGCGGUGGCCAAGAUGAGAGCGCAGCCGCAUCCGGCUGCUGAUAGCAGUAUCAAUCAAAGGAGCAGCAGUGGUCAAGAGAUGAACCAGGAGGCAAAUUCCAUUGGCUUAGAGAAGCAGCCAGUUGUGGAGAUGAGAGCCGCAGCCCAGCAGAAGCCAUGUGAUGCGAGGAUCUCCCAUGGGCGGCGGUGCCAUGGUGGUCACAGCCGAGCGAAUGGCGCCGCAAGGCAGCAGGGCAGCAUCUGGGUGCCCAAGGCUGCUGCUGUCCCAGUCCGCACCGAAGUCGGAAACAUUCCGUAGACAGGAAGUAUAUAUAGUAGUAAUAUGUGGUAACAUGUGCCAGUGGUUGAUUUUCAAGUAAUGAAGGUGCUAGCUCUUAUUUAUAAAUAUUUAGUGCAAAGGUGUCCAUGUAGGGUUUGCGGGCUUUGAGAUUGCCAAAUUGGUUUGCUGAACUUAGCUAUUGCCAGAUUGGUUUUAGAGUAAUAUUGUAACCUCUGUAAAUUCCUGCUGCAAUUAAAUCAUCAUCAUUUUUUUGUGAAA
Messenger RNA from Triticum aestivum (bread wheat), 1950 nucleotides. Its product is annotated as nucleolar and coiled-body phosphoprotein 1. The record is from RefSeq and is a predicted model, not a curated record. The coding region runs from base 112 to 1710 and encodes 532 amino acids. The transcript has a single exon. NCBI's taxonomy places the organism in Eukaryota, Viridiplantae, Streptophyta, Magnoliopsida, Poales, Poaceae.